Molecule: messenger RNA, 1505 nt
Organism: Cotesia glomerata
Lineage: Eukaryota; Metazoa; Arthropoda; Insecta; Hymenoptera; Braconidae
Exons: 6
Coding region: 310-1497 (395 amino acids)
Cellular component (GO): cytoplasmic vesicle membrane
Source: RefSeq, a predicted model, not a curated record
AGUUAAAUAAAUGUGACAGGUAAAAAAGCAAUACCCUCCGAAAUGAUUGACUAGAGAGGAAUAAAAAAUCGAUAAAUAAUACGCAAUGACUAAAAAUGAAUAAUAAAAUAAGUGUCGACGCACAUGAUGCAUACAUUGACCUUCUGGGCAUAUUAUAUUCAUCCCCUGAUGGAAAAUACAUGAAUAUAAUACAUGAAUUCUACACCUGUAAACUGAAACUGAAACGUUAUAGCGCAGAAUCCUCCCCCGAUAUAUACAAAGACCCUUCCAACAGAGAAUUCGGCGUCGCUUAUCGUUUCUCUUUGUAUAAUGGUGCAGACUAUCCGCAUCUUUACUAUCACACCUACUCUUUUGAUAAUCUUCUUAAGCCAAGUCUCUGCUAAAUUCUGCAAUGGAGGGCAUGAUUGCUCUCCUCCAAAAGAGUGCUGCUCACUGGGCUGUUGUUAUAUGUAUUCACAGCCAACAACUCCAGUCACCGAAAUGUUCGCGUUCUUGAUUUGGACUUAUUGGUAUUUAUGGGCAGCAAUAUUAGCAGGAUUAACACUUGCUGCGGUGUGUGGAUGCUGGCUAUGGCAACGACGUCGAUUAGGAUCAUCGGGUGAUAGCUCAAUAUCUGAUCGUGCAUCAUCAUCAUCAUUUUACCCGCCACCACAUUACAGUCGUUGUAGUUCUUUUGUCCAGGCGCUGCCACCUCCGUAUAAUGAGGUAACGGCGAAACCGGAUUUGUACCCAUUAGUAAUCGGAUUUGACGAAGGAAUGGGCAAAGGAACAUCAGGUUUUGUAAUGCGAUACUUCCGUACAUUGUCACACGCAAGUACUUUGGACUCACUCAGUUCGAGUUUCAUGUGUAAUGUAGUGAAUGAAGCUAAUACUAUUAUUCCACCUCCGUAUUCGUGUAACAACAGUAUCGAUGAAUUAUCAACGAUGGGGUGCGAUAGAGUGGAAAUCGGUGCUGGGGAAUCCGUUGUUUCACUUGCCAAUAAUAGAACAACCUCAGACAUAUCAAGCUUAGCGGCACAAUCACCGUGUUCCCCACCUAGAGCUACUAGUCCGACGUUAGAAUUACGAGAAUUGCUAGACAAAAUUCAACAGCUACCAAAUGAACACAAUAGCAAUGUGAUAAAUCAUCAAAACCGAGCGCAAGCGUUGCAUUCAUCAAAUAUUAAUUCAUCAUUACAAAGACCACCAAGUCCUAGUGGUGAAUGUGCAUCCUCGCGUAUGAGACGGGCUCGAGGAAAAAUGUACAUGCCUUUAGGAUUGCCUAAUUCGAGAAAUAAAACCAAGCGAUGGCUUUCUAGAUCAGCGCCUACUACUCCAUCCGGUAAUAUUCCAAUGGCUUUAUUUCCCGGACAAAAUAUGAGGCCUUCGGAACACGAUAAUUACAAUCAACAAGUUAUACCAUUGUUGUCGGAACAAGAAGAAACCGAUAAUAUUAAUAGUAUUGAAAAUUCACAUAAUGUUACUUCAUUAUUGAGAGAACGGGAGGAACAAUUAUGACAACAAUA